Scomber scombrus (Atlantic mackerel) is the source of this 1881-nucleotide messenger RNA. RefSeq lists its product as uncharacterized. Lineage: Eukaryota; Metazoa; Chordata; Actinopteri; Scombriformes; Scombridae. The coding region runs from base 455 to 835 and encodes 126 amino acids. The record is from RefSeq and is a predicted model, not a curated record. The transcript is spliced from 3 exons.
AAGAGCUCGUCGGUAUGACACAGUUAACAACGACAAAGUGUCUGUUCUUGUACUUCUGACAGCGCUAAACCUUUCUUUAGCUUACAUUUCAUUUAUUUGGCUUCUUUUGUUAGGCUGUCGUCGAGUUUCAUGCAAACCGUUAAGCACAAUUAACGGCCGGUGGACGGAAUACGAAAGCGGAAGAAGUUUAGCAGCAGCGGCGGGUCAGUUAGCUGAAGUUAGCUUGACUACAGCAGCAGUGACAGGUCUGAACUACACCGGAGCCGUCGAUCUGUGCCUCAGCCGGCUUUACUCCCACAUCCUGCACUGCCUGGUGACAUGAGACGGAGCCUGCCAUACUGAUUUUUCUCCGAUAUGGUCGCGGAGCUGUAACCCGACCAAAGCUUUAAAACAAGUCACGGCUCACCAGGAGUGUCAACCUUCAUCUCUGCCAACAUCCGUCAAGACUGCAGAAAUGCUGACUGACAACAGGAAGCGUCACCGUAGCUGUGACAGUGAGGAGGACCAACAGCUGAGUCCUCAGGCCAAGAGGUCAGGAGGGGGUCCCAGCCUGCUUGUGUCAGAUUUGGACUCAGAGUCUUCCAGCAGCGACAGCAGUAACGGGAUCAGCAGUCCAGAGAGAGCAAUAGUGGCCAGCACCAGGCCGUGUAUACACAGCCAGAACAACUGCAUCUCCCAGCACUCCCUCAGCCCAAAGCCUGAAGACUCUGCCAGCUCUUUGCAGCACGGUUUCCAUGGAGAUGGCAGCAGUGUCUCCUAUGACUACAUCAACAGAGUCCUGAGGGAGGCGCACUUCAGCAGUCUGCAGACCAGAGGGCGCCCAGGCUCGACAUGACCACGACCUGUGACCCCUUUCCUGACCUUUUGUCCCUCACCCAUCAGUGCUGACUUUAGCAGCACAAUGGUCCCUCCUUGAAAGCCUCAAGCGGCACUUGGGUCAAGGGGAAGGGGAUGAUGUGUGGGGAGGUUUACAGAUUUUUGGGCAUGAAGCCACAUCCCCACUUUGCCAUGUACCAUUUGUGAAGACCAUAAGCACAUCCGCCUUUCCAUGGCCCAGCCACUGUGGUUACUGUGCAGUAUUGAUGUGUAUGUGUGAUUGUGUGAUUGUGUGUGCGCGCGCGUGUGUGUGUGCACGCACCCAGUGCACUUUAUAAAGAGGUAUCAUUCUCUUAACAUGCGUGCGUUAAUGAUGCGUGGACAUUUUCAUUGGUGCUAAUCACAAGAAAAGUGUGAUAAUCCAAAGUGCUUGCAAAACUAAAUAAAGAGAAGCACUUUACUCAAUAACUCAUUCUGUUUACUCUCAGCUGGGGAAGUCAGUCGCAUGUUUUUAUCUGUGAAGUGGGAGUUGUUGAAGGAGUCAGUGGAUUUACUCCCAAGGAGCCUCACCAAAACAAUCCUGUUCAACAACAUUUUAGGCCUUAUGUGUUUUCUCUAACCAAAGUGAUGAAGUUAGAUACUGUUCUUGGCAGUUACUUUCACUAUUUAAACGGCUCGAGAACAUUUAAGUGUGGUAGGUCAGCGGGUUCAAGGUAAUGGAACAGAGAGUCUUCAGGAGCCUCACCACCAAAAUCCAACCUCAGAUUAGACCCGGCUAAUUAUAGAGCUGUGAUAGCAAGUACUGGAGUCUGUGGCUCAUAGAGUGGCACGCUGAGCAGAGCACUUCUAACAAAAACAAGCCCUCGAGAAAAAGGUUUUUUAAAAUUAGUAACCAGGUGUUUACUUCUUUUAAACAUUCUACAUAUCGUGUGUAUGUGUGUCAUAAGCCUGUCACCCAUACUGGUUUAUGGAUGGUUUAAUAUGACCAAUACACUGUGUGCAAAUAAAAUAAGAUGUGAUAGUGAUUCAUAUUUUAUGUAAUUUUCCAAAUCAUUUGACGUUGAA